AUGAGUCGCGAACGUUUGGUGAACUGGAUGAAGGCGGCGGUGGACGAUUCUUCAUACAGCGAGGAGUUAGAGCGCUUCUUCCUGCUCUACGUGCAGGUGUCUCCAUCCUUCAAGCGGAGCUUUGCAAAGACGUUCAUCCGCCAGUACGAGCACAUUCUGCAGGACACUCCUCGCCUGGACUCUCUUGGAGUUCAGUUUUUCACCAUCCCCGAGGUGGCGCUGGAGCUUGUCGCAAAGGAGGAUGCUUUCGGCGCCAUUCUAUCAGCAGCAAACAGGUAUCUGAACCUCGUCGUGGACCACGAGGAUCAGCAUAUCGUCUUCAAAGAUCCGGAUCCUUUGCAAGCAACUUGGGAAAAGCUGCGAAGUGUGUUUCGCACUGCGGGCUAUGUCCUCUUCCACAAGUCCGUCUGUGAGCAUGUCCUCAAGACGCCAUCCAUAUUGGAAGCCAUAGCAGAGGUACUACAACGCCUUUGGCGUAUGUCUCUGCAGCACAGGGCCACGGGGGAACAUGUGCUCUAUGAGUCGCGCCACCUCCAAAUGCAGGUCUUCCUCCUGGAGUCCGAAAUCCUGCGCCAGUUCUCUACCCUGUGCGAUUUCUGCAGACGGCCGCAGGCCACUUUGGAGGAGCUUCUGCCCCUCUAUGCCUGGCUGGUGGCGUCCUUGCAAGACUCCAGGGGCUUCAGCACUUCCUUCAACGAUGCCACGGCGGCGUCCUUCCACAUGCCAGCGCUGAGGCUACUAUCGCAAAGCUUGAACUUCGAGCUGCUUCUGGAUCCGAGCCUGGCGGACAGCUGGCGAAGGAUCUUCCCAAGGGAGUUUCUUGUGGCGGGCAUGACCCACACCGUGAGGACACUGCGCUUCGAGGCAGAGAUCCGUGCAGGCUUGUGGGUCCGGAAUGGCGAGUCCAUGCGUGCGCAGCAUGUUGAUUAUCGGACCAAGACCCGACAGACCGACAUCAUGACGCUUCAGGCCUUCAUGAUUCUCCUGCGCAUGCAUGGAAGCGAGGAUGCAGCCUGCGAGCCCCUGGCCUUCCUUUGGACGGCAGUCUUCGAUGAUGCCAAUGUGGCAGAGGCCUCAUCUGUGCGGAUCGCAUGGCAGAGGCUAUGGGUUCAGAGCGUCAGCGAGCAGACUAGGACGCGCUUUCGCUUGUUCUGGCUGCUCCUAUGCCAAGUGCUGAACGAGAUGUUUCCCAUUGAGGUGGCGAUGUGCCGACGAGCAUGGGAGCCGAGGUACUCUUAUCGAUGCCCGGUGAUCUUGCAGAGGUUCCUGAUUCAGGUCCUGGCUUCCGGGCCAAUGUCGCUGUCGGAACUCGCCAACCUGCUCCCCAAGGAGCUCCAGGUGCGAGAGUCGCAGCUGGCCCAGGCCGUGGAGGCUGUGGCUUCGACACGGGUUGGCCAGGCGGAGGGCGAUGCGGCUCUCGCAAACACGGGCAAGCGAACCUACGUGCUAAAGCAGAGAAGCUGGCAGCAUUUCGACAUCUGCACAGCAGAGGCUAUGCCCAUCCGAAAUUUGCGAGAUGGGACAUGGCGUGAGCGACAGCACCGGGCAGAAGAGAAGGCUUUAGCACAGCAGGCUCUUUCUUGA
Messenger RNA from Symbiodinium necroappetens, 1584 nucleotides. The record is from the annotation of a GenBank genome assembly. Lineage: Eukaryota; Dinophyceae; Suessiales; Symbiodiniaceae.